AUGAGUUACCAGGAGUUCAGUACCCCUGGAAGUUGUGACGAUUAUGUAAUGGGCAAAGAUGACCAUCAUGACCUUUAUCUUCCAGGGAUUUUUUUCUGCAACACUUGUCCUGGGACAUAUGCAUCUGAAAUGUCAGUGUGUCUAAAUGAUAAUCCAUCACAUUACAAAAUAGCAUUGUCUGGCACUAUGAAGUCACCAAAACUAAAUUUCGAUCCCCCCUUUGUAAUGCUGAUGCCAGUUCCACUGGAUGUGAAAACUGAAGCAACUAUCAAUAUCAUUCCACAAGAUUAUUUAAGGCAAUCACGAAUUCAAGUGGAACUUCCAGAGCUUGAACUUGAAGAUGGUGACAGGAUUCACCCUUUUUCUGUACAGUUCCCAGGAGGACAAGAUACUGUUCUGUCAUCAGAUGGCACAAAUAAGGAACUAAUUUGUUAUAUCAGCUUCAGAUCACCCAGGCCAGUGUCAUUUCUAGGGAGUAUGUUCUUCAUUGAUGAAGAAGAAAACAGGUUCUCAAUUCAAGUUGCUGCAGCAGCAGAGAAUUGCCUUCUUACUUUAUACCCGUACUUGGCAUUUCACCGCUCAGAUCAACAAAUUAUCUUGAGAAGCAACAGUAAAGACUGCAGCAGUGGAGAAGUUGUUCUGCAUCCUUGUUAUACUCCACAAUCACUUUCCCAUAGUACUUCCUCAAGUUCCUUUGGUGCAACCACUGACUCAACCUAUGAAGAUUCUCAAUCAGAGUCGGAUACUACUUUUGAAAGUGAGAGUGAUGAAACGAUGAGUGAAGAGAGUGAAGCUAACAGUCAAAGUCAUGGGAGAGAAAAUAAAUUUGAAUUAUCAUUUUUUCCUGAUGAAGAUAAAGAGGAGUACAUCUUCUUUCAGAAAACCCUAACUGCUGUUAAGAAUUGGUUCACUCUCUUUGGUUGGUCUAAGGGACAAAAUCCUAUUUCAAUACCAUAUUCACUAAGACGUGAUGUGACAUCUUCGCAAGAAAAGGUUGUUAAACAAAACCUUGGCAAAGAUACUAAGACUGUUUAUGACAUGAUAUUUCAUCUGAGUGGACAGUUGUUGCCAGGCAUUACAUCGAGCCAGUCAUUGCCCGUUGAUCCAGUUGAACGAAUGUUACAGCUCCACUGCCAGCAUUCUACAUUGCUUGCUUUCCUUAAAAGCCAAGGAGCAUAUCUUCCUCAUGUUAUGCCAGAAUUUCUGCUUGAACCUGAUGAUUAUAAGAAAUGGAUUAAAGUGCAAACUGUAAUGAAGAAAGACCACGUGCUUAGUGACAGUCCUUUGAACGCUAAUGGAAGUCCUCUGUGGACCGGUCACAAGGCUGAGUUGAAAAAAGGAGAUGUGAAAAAUUCUGACAAGCAUCUAUUCAUUCUGGAGGACAGCAUAUUUGAAACAAUGAGCAAACGAGCUUGGACAGAUGUGCUGCUGCAGGUAUACAAGGUGUUUGUUCUUCCACGUGUUUCUUCACCUAAUCUCACUGAUCUGUUCAGUUUGGAAAGCAUGCAGAACAUGCCAAGAAUAAAAUCAGAACCUUUAUCCAGUAAUAUAUAUUCUCCACAUGAACGAACCAUCCUCACCUGGUUAAAUAAACAUUAUGAGAAGAACCGAAAAACCGUGUGGAAAGAUUGCCAAAAAGGUGAAGUACCACCAAAGAGAUGGAUAGUAAAUUUUGACAGAGAUCUUCUGGAUGGUCUGGUACUGGCAGCACAGCUGGCAGCUUAUUGUCCAUAUUUGAUUGCUACUCACUUUGUAAGGAUGUAUACUAAUCCGAGAACUCCUGAACAGUUUCUGCACAAUGGUUUGAUACUUGUGAAUGCUAUGCAUGCUGUCAGUCUGGCUAUAGACCUAAAG
Molecule: messenger RNA, 1854 nt
Organism: Phaethon lepturus (White-tailed tropicbird)
Lineage: Eukaryota; Metazoa; Chordata; Aves; Phaethontiformes; Phaethontidae
Gene: CFAP47
Product: calponin homology domain containing 2
Exons: 13
Molecular function (GO): protein binding
Source: RefSeq, a predicted model, not a curated record